AUGCUGGUCACUCACUCGCGCCGGAAGCGCAAUGUGGUGCAGCUGGGCGACAUGAUGAAGUGCGCCACCGGCUGCAGUCCCAUCGCCUACAAGGGCUACGGCUGCUACUGUGGCUUCCUCGGCUCGGGCCGCGUGGUGGACGGCAUCGACCACUGCUGCUACGAGCACGACUGGUGCUACUGGCGCGCCAACCACUGCUUCACUGACCCAUUCGGUGUCUCCUUCUAUGUGUCCCGUUACAAGUGGGUGUGCCAGGACGGCAAGCCCGCCUGCGUGGCCGGCUCGGGCAGCGCGUGUGCGGGCCAGCUCUGCGAAUGUGACCGUCAGUUCGCCAAGUGUCUGCGUCGCUACCCGUGCCCCACCAGCCGGCCCGUCUGCGCCAGCUCGCCACUGCGCCACUGGCAGAACCUCUUCCUCGGUCUGCGCAAGGCCAUGCCGUACCACAACCGGCUCGACAACAGUUACGAGGCCUUCGGCGGCGACAGCUUCGAGAACGACUACUUCCGGUAGUCGGCGGCAGAUGGCCAGCCGGCGGACGUGAACCACUGUGUGGCAUCCGAAAACUACUGUAUCCGAUGGCCGGUGAUAGAUGGCGUGCGGAAAGCCGCGGACGAGAAGACGCCCGGGAAGCGCUGUGUGGUCGUGACGGCGUCUCACAAGACGAACAUUGAAAAGCGUACGCUUCUGUCGGACCGUGAGCCCACCGGUGCCAAUUUUGCAAUGGGAGAGAGGGAGAGAGGCCGCAGUCCAUGUCGGAUUAUCGAUGACGUGUUGGCCACGGCGUCGAUGACAUUCUGGUCCCAGUAUUUCUCAGUACAUGCCGUCUAUGCGGAAGAGCGAAAUCUUCCGCGCUGUUGGGACACGACAGCGCGUGUGCCCCGGUUACCUCAUACAGACGGCUAACUGACCCACGCGUAUCGCAAUGUCGUUUGGUCUUAAACAUUGCACAAAGCGGCGACCCUAGAGCGCAGCACGUUUGCGAGAAGGGCGAAUGUUGACGCCCUGUGUGUCGGGUUACAUAAGGCACGGAUUCGGGCUUCGUGUCCCCGGGUGGGUCACGGGAAACCUGCCUUGGUGCGCCACGGCAGUGCAGCGCGCUAGCGAUGGUUACCCAGAACGGUGUUCCUACAAUAGCAUGUGGUUUGUUCGCGGCGUCGCCUUAACAGCGCGCCAGUUUCCUGUGUACACGGGUGACCGUUUCGUGUUCGCGUUGUGGCGUCGCGCGUCCGU
Pollicipes pollicipes is the source of this 1230-nucleotide messenger RNA. RefSeq names its product basic phospholipase A2 acanthin-2. Bases 1 to 510 code for a protein of 169 amino acids. The record is from RefSeq and is a predicted model, not a curated record. Lineage: Eukaryota; Metazoa; Arthropoda; Thecostraca; Pollicipedomorpha; Pollicipedidae. The transcript is spliced from 3 exons. Gene Ontology annotation, molecular function: calcium ion binding; A2-type glycerophospholipase activity. Gene Ontology annotation, biological process: arachidonate secretion; phospholipid metabolic process; lipid catabolic process.